UUUUUUUUGAAGAGGGUUUAUCUGUCUGACUGUUUUCACCAAUUGACACGUCUUUUCAGUGCAAAUUUCUUUUUUUUUAAUUUCUAGUAAAGUUUAUUUAAUUAACAUUUAUUUAAUUGUGAUUAUAUAGAAAGAUUUAAGUCUGGAUAUUUAGGUAACAAUGAAUAUAUUUCGUAUGCUCGGUGACUUGUCACAUUUACUGGCCAUUAUAAUACUUCUCAUAAAAAUAUGGAAGACCCGGUCUUGUUCAGGUAUUUCAGGGAAAAGCCAAAUUUUAUUUACAGCAGUAUAUACUACAAGAUACCUAGAUUUGUUCACUAAUUUCAUUUCACUCUAUAACUCUGUUAUGAAGGUUGUUUUCUUGGUGACUUCCUAUGCAACCAUCUAUUUGAUAUAUUUUAAAUUCAAAGCAACUUACGACAAAAACCAUGAUACUUUCCGAAUCGAAUUCCUUCUGGCACCCUGUGCAUUGCUGGCACUCGUGUUGAAUCAUGAAUUUACUUUCCUCGAGGUCCUUUGGACAUUCUCUAUCUAUCUUGAAGUCGUAGCUAUUUUGCCUCAAUUAUUUAUGGUUUCGAAAACGGGAGAAGCCGAAACAAUUACCUCACAUUAUCUUUUUUGCCUAGGAUCAUACCGGGCUCUUUACAUAUUUAACUGGAUCUAUCGUUACUAUUUUGAAGAUUUUAAAGAUCUAAUCCCGGUUAUCGCAGGAAUUAUUCAAACGGUGCUUUAUUGUGAUUUCUUCUAUCUUUAUAUAACCAAAGUCAUAAAGGGGAGAGCUCUCAAAUUACCAGCUUGAACCAAUCUUUUAUACCUCUAGCCACUACUCCCACCCAGAAAAUUGUAUUUCUAAGAAGAAAUAUUGAUUGGCUUGCAAUUGUAAACGUGCAUACUCUUGAUCAUGGAAAUAUAUUUGGAUUCUCGAUGAGUCCAGCUAAUAACAAUUUAUUAAUGAGAAAUGUUUCAUCUUUUCAUGCA
Molecule: messenger RNA, 978 nt
Organism: Tetranychus urticae (two-spotted spider mite)
Lineage: Eukaryota; Metazoa; Arthropoda; Arachnida; Trombidiformes; Tetranychidae
Gene: KdelR
Product: ER lumen protein-retaining receptor
Biological process (GO): protein retention in ER lumen
Cellular component (GO): membrane
Molecular function (GO): ER lumen protein retrieval receptor activity
Source: RefSeq, a predicted model, not a curated record